ACCGUGACAAACAAGCGAGAGAAGCACAUAAAAAACACAAAUCAGAAACAGUCACAUUACAAGCUUAGGAAUAACGCAGGCAACAUAAAGAGAGGGCACGGAUCAAUGACAUGGCAUUAAAUUUUAAAUUCCCGCCUAAACCCCUACCAUAAUACCUUAUGUCAGUGUAUUACAACUAAGCGUAUAUCAUAACACUCUCUCUCCCCUUUCAAACCCUAGUUUCAACCUCGUUCCACCGUUCGUUAUCGUAAUGAAAGGAGGAAAGUCCAAAGGUGAAUCGAAGAAAGCCGAUGCUAAACUUGCGGUGAAUAAGAAGGGUGCCGCCGCCACUAAAGGCGGAAGGAAACCGGCCAAGGGAAAAGAGCCCAAAGAUCCUAACAGGCCAAAGAGACCUCCAAGUGCUUUCUUCGUUUUCAUGGAGGAGUUUAGGAAACAGUUCAACAAGGAAAACCCUGACAACAGAGCUGUGUCUGCGGUGGGUAAAGCUGCUGGAGCAAAAUGGAAGUCAUUGACUGAUGCUGAGAAAGCACCAUAUGCUGCUAAAGCAGAAAAAAGGAAGGCAGAAUAUGAGAAGAACAUGAAGGCCUAUAACAAGAAACAGGCUGAAGGUCCAGCUGCUGUUGAAGAGGAAGAAUCCGAGAAAUCAGAAUCUGAGGUGAAUGAUGAGAAUGAUGAUGAUGAUGAUGGCAGUGAUGAGGAGGAUGAUGACGAGUAGAAGCUCGGACUAAGAUAACAUUUAUGUAGGAAGUUCUGCUAAUGAUUUGAUCAUCUUAUGUAGAUGGUUUGGCCGUUCCUUCAUAAACAUAUUUCUUGCUUCCAGGAAUAUUUUGCUGCUCCCUUGGUUAAUGUUUUGUCUUUUCAAAACGUGAAUAUCUAAAAAAAUGUGGAGCUUGGCUUUAUUUGUACUUUUAAAUCCAACUAUUUAGUCAAGAGUUGUUGAUCUUUUGUAGAGCUUUUAGUUUUUCUUGAUGAAAUAUGGUUAUGUAUUAACAUAAUUUUCUUAUGGCAUUUUAUUUCCUUCCUGGUGUAUCAUUGUUUGUAUAUAUUUGAUGAUUGUUUCUGCUGUC
Molecule: messenger RNA, 1067 nt
Organism: Cicer arietinum (chickpea)
Lineage: Eukaryota; Viridiplantae; Streptophyta; Magnoliopsida; Fabales; Fabaceae
Product: HMG1/2-like protein
Source: RefSeq, a predicted model, not a curated record